AAGUGAACUGCAGAGUCAGGUCAAGUACAAAAGAGAUUUUGAAGAAAGCAAAGGGCGGGGCUUCAGCAUCGUAACCGACACACCGGAACUACAGAGGCUGAAGAGGACCCAGGAACAAAUCAGUAAUAAAUUUAUUUCAAAAAGAGCUAAACAUUCUGCUUAAGAUAUCGACAUGACAACUAACACAAGGAUUGCAGUGGAUUGAAAGCAGGAAUAUGCAUUUUAUUCAAUACCAGAGGUUGUUUGCAGAUCCACUCUUCAUUAUGCAAAAACCCUUGUCACACAGACAGCGGUUUUUGACAGUGGCCUGGUCUGUGUCUGUUUUGAGAUGGAGAAGGUGAGAAAAUGUCCAGACUGGACAGACAUCAGACUCUUUCUGCUGGAGAUGCCGGGAGGCUCAUCUUGGAAGUUAGAAGGGAUAUGAGAUUUGAGCUCCAAGUUUAAUACAGGAUGACGUGGCGGAGAAAUAUUUUAUGAAGGGGAAGGAAAAGAGCCCCAGAUGACAAAACUUGUAUUUUACAGACUGGCUGAAAUACACAGUGAAGAGUCAUUGAGAACUGAUUACAUGAUGGGAAAUGAGAAAAAGCAGCCAUUGAAGUCUAAUGAAGGUAAUUCACCAGAAGUAUGAUGAAGGUGUUCUUUAAGCCUGUUAUUGAAGACCUGAGCAUGGAAUUGGCCAGAAAAUGCACCGAACUCAUUAGCGAUAUCCAUUAUAGAGAAGAGUAUAAAAAAUCUAAGGACAAGUGUACAUUUGUGACUGACACUCCGAUGCUGAACCAUGUAAAAAAUAUUGGUGCUUUUAUUUCUGAGGCAAAAUACAAAGGUACCACUAAGGCGGACCUCUCAAAUUCUCUCUAUAAGCAGAUGCCAGCCACAAUUGACAGUGUCUUCGCAAGAGAAGUCACACAGCUUCAGAGUAAGAUCGCCUAUAAGCAGAAACAUGAUGCUGCCAGAGGACUCUCAGAUUACACCCAUAUGAAGGAGCCACCUGAGAUCAAACAUGCCAUGGAGGUCAAUAAACACCAGAGUAAUAUUUCUUAUAGAAAAGAUAUGCAGGACACCCACAUGUAUAAUGCAGAGCUCAACAGACCAGACAUCAAGAUGGCAACGCAGAUCUCCAAGAUCGUAAGCAAUGCAGAGUACAAGAAAGGCCAAGGAGUAAUGAAUAAAGAGCCUGCUGUAAUUGGAAGACUAGAUUUUGAACAUGCUGUUGAAGCUUCUAAACUUUCUAGUCAAAUUAAAUACAAAGAAAAAUUUGAUAAUGAAAUGAAGGAUAAGAAACAUCAUUACAAUCCCCUUGAAAGUGUUUCUUUUAAGCAAAGCCAGCUUGCCACUGAGCUGGCAAGCAAUCGAGAGUAUAGGAAGAUUUUUGAGGAAAACAAAGGCAUGUAUCAUUUUGAUUCGGACGCUGCAGAACACCUGCACCACAAAGGCAACGCCAUCCUCCAGAGUCAGGUUAAGUACAGAGAAGAAUAUGAAAAAAAUAAGGGGAAAUCGAUGCUUGAAUUUGUUGAGACACCAUCAUAUCAAGCUUCAAAGGAGGCCCAGAAGAUGCAGAGUGAGGCGAUUUACAGAGAGGAUUUUGAGAGAGAGAUUAAAGGAAGGUCAUCACUGGAUUUAGACAAGACUCCAGAAUUUCUGCAUGUAAAGUACAUCACCAACUUACUGAAGGAGAAGGAAUAUAGAAAAGAUUUGGAAAAUGAAAUAAAAGGGAAAGGAAUGGAACUUAAUUCAGAAGUUCUUGAUAUUCAAAGAGCAAAACGAGCAUCUGAAAUAGCUAGUGAGAAAGAAUACAAGAAAGACCUGGAGUCAGAAAUUAAAGGGAAAGGAAUGCAAGUUGGCAUUGAUACCCUUGAAAUACAACAUGCCAAAAAAGCUUCAGAGAUAGCUUCAGAGAAAGACUAUAAAAGAGAUCUAGAGACUGAAAUUAAAGGGAAGGGCAUGCAGGUGAGCACAGACACACUUGAUAUCCAGAGAGCCAAGAAAGCAUCCGGAAUGGCCAGCCAGAUAGAAUAUAAGAAAGAUCUGGAAACAGAAAUCAAAGGGAAAGGAAUGCAAGUGAGCAUGGACGUUCUGGAUAUGCUGCGAGCCAAGAGGGCAUCGGAAAUCUAUAGCCAGAAAAAGUAUAAAGAUGAAGCAGAGAAGAUGCUUUCUAACUAUUCUCCUGUGGCAGAUACUCCUGAAAUCCAGAGAAUUAAGACAACUCAACAAAACAUUAGUUCAGUAUUUUAUAAGAAAGAAGUAGGAGCUGGCACAGCAGUAAAAGAUUCUCCAGAGAUUGAACGAGUGAAGAAAAAUCAGCAGAAUAUUAGUUCAGUGAAAUACAAAGAAGGGAUAAAGCAUGCAGCAGCCAUUUCUGAUUCUCCAGAGCUAAAGGGAAUUAAAGAAAACCAGAAGAACAUUAGCAAUCUCCAGUACAAAGAGCAGAGCUACAGGGCAACCCCAGUCAGCAUGACACCAGAGAUAGAGAGAGUGAGGAGGAACCAGGAGCAGCUGAGUACGGUAAAAUACAAAGGAGAGAUUAAACAGGCAACUGCAAUUUCUGAUCCACCAGAGCUGAAGAGAGUUAAAGAAAACCAGAGGAAUAUCAGCAAUGUUUAUUAUAAAGGCCAGCUGGGAAGAGCUACGGCUUUAAGUGUAACUCCUGAGAUGGAAAGAGUAAAGAAGAAUCAAGAAAAUAUUAGUUCGGUAAAAUAUACUCAGGACCAUAAACAGAUGAAAGGUAGACCAAGUCUUAUUUUAGAUACACCUGGUCUGAGAUAUGUCAAAGAAGCACAAAAUCAUAUUUCAAUGGUCAAAUAUCAUGAAGAUUUUGAAAAGACAAAGGGGAGGGGCUUUACCCCUGUCGUGGACGACCCUGUGACAGAGCGCGUGAGGAAGAACACCCAGGUGGUCAGCGAUGCCGCUUACAAAGGUGUCCACCCUCACAUCGUGGAGAUGGACAGGAGACCUGGCAUCAUUGUUGACCUCAAAGUUUGGCGCACAGAUCCUGGCUCCAUCUUCGACAUUGACCCCCUGGAAGACAAUAUUCAGUCUAGAAGUCUACACAUGCUCUCUGAAAAGGCAAGUCAAUAUAGGAGACAGCGGUCUCGAUCUCAUUCGAGCAGUACUUUUGGUACAGUUCUUGGAGAUGACAAGUCAGAAAUAUCCGAGAUUUACCCUAGCUUUUCAUGCAGCAGUGAGGUGACAAGACCGUCUGAUGAAGGAGCACCUGUUCUUCCUGGAGCCUACCAGCAGAGCCAUUCCCAAGGGUACGGGUACAUGCACCAGACCAGCCUGUCGUCCAUGAGGUCAAUGCAGCAUUCACCAAAUCUAAGGACCUACCGAGCCAUGUACGAUUACAGUGCCCAGGAUGAAGAUGAAGUCUCCUUCAGGGACGGCGACUACAUUGUCAACGUGCAGCCCAUCGAUGACGGCUGGAUGUAUGGCACGGUGCAGAGAACUGGGAAAACCGGGAUGCUCCCAGCAAAUUACAUUGAGUUUGUUAAUUAAUUAUUUCCCCAUGCCCUUUGAGCUUUACUCUAAUGUAUACUAAACCUAGUCUUUUUAAAAGAUAGAAGACACUUGUAAGACAACUUGGCAGUUAUUUUACAAUAAUUUACCCUUCCUCUGACAAUUAGACACACAGGUACCAGGAAGAAGGAAUGAUUUCUGGGCUGAGAACAGCACCAUUUUCAGUAGUUCCUGUAAACAAAACAAUUAGGUCUGGAGACCUGGUGCUGCUAAUUGUAUUACUGGUGUGUUUUUUUUUUUUUUUUUUUGAUUGGCUACUGAACCCUUCUGGGGAGAUGUAUUUUUGUAGACUUUAAUAGAGAUGUUGAUUGUCUUGUAAAUGUAACACGUAUAUGAGACUUCUUAGCUGUCACUUUGGAAUCACCAGAAGCCAAUUCUCUUAAUUCAGCAACACAGCCAAUAAUUUAAAAACAGCGUAGCUUUGGAGUCAUUAGGCAAUUUCCAAUUCCAGUGAACAUCAUCUAGUAUAAUAAAGUAAGCAAUGGCAAAAUGACAGUUUUGUUAAAAUUAUAUUGAGUGGUGGCCUUAGGGACCUAGAAACUUCUACUGAACAAAGAAAUGUUUUGUUUCCUUGGCCAACUUGGGUCUAUUUAUUUCUUAUUUGUACCAAGACAUAUCCUACUCUCCACUUACAUCCUAUGGACCCACACGUAUGCUUGGCUCCACAGAAUGUCAGGACCAAAUAACUUCAUAGCUAUUCUGCAAGGGGCAGAUUUAAGGCCAUCUAUAUGAUUUCCCUAAUAGCCUUUACCCUGUUGCAUGACAUGUAGGCUCAAGCUUCUGUAACAUAGGCAGCUGCACUGCCCAUUACUCCUACUAGAUCUAAAAGUGUGGCUGAUAUCUAAAAGCCUUUCCUCUAGUUGUCAGCUCAUCAGAAAAACAUAAUUUGAAAAGUUGCUUGAGAUUCUCCUGCUGCAUUGCACUCUAGUUUUGAAGGAUGUACACUUUAGGAAAUAGAUGUAUACUCUAGUAAAUAAGUGACUUAGGUGUUUAUUGAACAGCUUUCAUUAACUUAAUGCCACUGCUGAUUUAAAAGUUAAGAAAACUUAACAGGAGCCAGUGACAAAGUGGGAUAGGAAGUGUGCUAGACAACAGCAGUGAACAAAAAGUGACCGACCCAAUCUACAGAGAAAGAGAGAGAGAGAGGGAGAGAGAGAGAGAGAGAGAGAGAGAGAGAGAGAGAGAGAGAGAGAGACAGAGAGAGAGAGAGAGAGAGAGAGAGAGAGAGAGAGAGAGAGAGAGAAUCUGGUUUCUUGUUUUGGAAAAGGUAUUCAAAUUCUGGAAUGGAAUUGUAGCCGCUGAAACCAGUAAAACAAAAGACUUUCUUGUCACUUUCUGCUUUUUACUUUCUAAAUCACAUUCAGGGGGCGAGAUAGGAAUGUCAUCAGGGAUUGUAGGUCCAGGCACAGGCUGUUCACUGAAAAUGGAAUUGUUGUCAGAUUUUGAUUUUUCAAGUGAGUGACCUUGCAGUUUCUUUCUGGACUCGCAGCCAUGACUGCAGCCUUUGCUGGUGGGUUGUGACUUUCACCUGAGUCCACAGUCAAGAUCACCUGAGAUUAACAUCCAUCAGCAGCUGUGUUUUUCUGAUUGUGUCGUUUAUUGGGACCUGCAGCAGGGUAGCAUUCGUGUAGGAUCUGACUCUGUAGUUGCGGUGAAGCUGAAAAAGCUAAGUCUCAAAAAUGUAAUAAAAGGUAUGGGUUGGGGAUAUCUCCUUAUACCUUUUAAUCAAAGAAAUUAACAAAAUAUAUUUUAUUGAAAUGUUUAUCAGUCCAAAGGCAAACAUUAAUUUAUUAACACCUUUGAGAGCUUAGCAAAUACUUUUGAAAAUCUGUAGUUUCAUUUUAUCUAGCUAAAAGAGUAAAUAGAAUAAAAUUUAUUGCACGCAAGCUUCAUCUGCAUGACACCGACAUAAAAUUGAAGAGAGACAAAAUUCAGGCAAAUAACUAGAGACUUUCUUUGAGUGAGCUUUACAGAAUAGGCAGUUUGACUGAUUUUCUAUCAUUGAAAUGACCGGUCAUGAUUAGAUUGAUUAAACCCCAUAUCAGUUUUGAUGUCCUGUACACAAACCUACAAACACAAACUUAAUUUGCAAUAUUCUUGCAAAAAUUUAUGUGCAUUAAAAGUGAGGGAAAUGACCUUGCUCAGUUUUACUAUACCAUUAAGUAAAUAUUUACAUUUCACCCAGACUUCUUUUCACGAUUAUAAAAAAGGAGUCGUUGUUGAUUAAAUUUUGCAGACUAAAUGUAGGACAGGUACAAUUUUUGAUAAAUAGCACAUUUUUUAGGGAACUCAAAGAAAACUGACUUAAAAUGAUAAGGAUAAUGGGGAAAAGUUACCAUAAAGUAGCAGCUUGAUAUUUCAUUGUUUUUCUCAUCCACUGAUUUCAAAAUCGGGUUCAUUGAAUGUAAAAGUCAAUACUUACUUGGGGAAUAAUUCUCCUAAAUUGUAAGCUUUACAUAAUGUUUGCAUAGUAAGAUGUUUCUGCUUCCAGCCUUUAGGAAUUCAGAUCUGAUCAGAAUUUAACGCGAGGGAGGUUAUUUUACAGUAAAGACCGAGGGAGAACAAGAUGUCAUGUGCUUCUGACACUCCCACUUGAGAGUGUUGUCAUUGUCACUAAAGCUUAUCAGGAUAUUAAGCCUCUCAGCAGAAAUAUAGGAAUUAUGUGUAUUAAUACCAAAGUGCUAUUUCACAGAAUCGUUUUCAAAGCUACAGCGCUGAAUAGCUUUUCCUCUUUCAACACGGUACCUGCCCAGCUUCAGUUUGGCAAGAGGUAUCAUACAUAACGCUGACAGCUAAGCAAGGGUCUAAGAAACGAGCCUUUUUACAAAUCAAGUUACAGAAGACUGUGGGUGCCCACGCACCGAGAGCACGCGCCUGCUUUCCUCAGCCCGUGUCCUCCAGCCUGACAAAAGCACAAGGAGCCAUGUGAUAGACUUUUUCAAGUUUUUGGAAACAAUGCUGAAUGUGGAUCACACCUCUCUGGAGAAAAGCAGUUUUUGUAGCAAGUGUUUUUAUGAAUUCUCAGUCUCCAAGGAAGCUUUCUAUCUCUCACCUGUGGCAAAAUGACUUCUUUGUGUCUUCUUGUCAUCUCACAUUAGCAUUUAUCUGGUUGCCAGGUGCCCCUGCAUCUUCUCAGACCUCCCCCCACCUCCAGACACCACCCAGGAAUAUGCAAGCACAAUUCCCAAGAGCACCUUGUGUAAAGAGGGAUGAGACCAGACCAGCCCCUCCCUUGCCACUAGAGUCAUUGCUUGAAGAUGGUAAAGAUGCAGAUUUGCCCGUUUUGCCACAGUCUUUUUUCCCUUAUCGUCUCUGUGUUGAGUUCUACAACACUUUGGGGGUUGGGAAGCCAACUUUUCUAAAACAGUGAAAGUUGAAGAGGUGUAUUUUUUUUUUUAAUUUGUUCAACUCCAGUGGAAUGUUUUUAAUGAAAAGACAGAGAAAAUGUGUGUGAUCCUUUAAUAACACAUCUCUAUAUAAAGUAGAUAUAGUUUAUACCAAAAUUAUAAUAUAGAUAUAUACAAAAAUAGGUGCCUUUUUGAUUACCCUUGUUUGUCCACUAUUGUCUGGGAAAGAAAAGCAAGCUUCUGCUUAUCCUAUAGUCAUAUUUUAUUACACAUGAUUGGUAUUUUUGUGGUGGGGAAGUAAGACGCUCCUGACAGGUAUGAAGGGUGAUAGCUGAUUAUUUUACUUCUAAAGGUUUAGGAAUUUAGAAAAUACUGACUCCACCAAUUUUUGAACGGUUCUUUGUAGAUUUAUAUAUAGUUAACCUGCAUAAACAUUAAUUUUAGGCUUGAGAUAUAAAAUACCUAUAUUAUGAGGCUGAAUUCAUUACACACGAUGAAAUUCACUUCACAGAUUCAUUAUAUCUUAGCUAUUUGCUUCUGAUCAUCUAAAAGUGGCUGGAGUGUGCUUGUUUUGGCUAACGUGACAUGGUGCUGAGAAAGCUUUAGUUAAGGAAGAAGCUAUGUAAACAAGUGGUAAAUGAAAGUCUCCUUCUCAAGUAUUCCUUGCCCAUUAGGUCCUCCCCAGGCCGCUGUCAACUAUCGAUGAUCCAAAAACUCAUGACAUUGUAUAAUGCUUGUGUGGUCAUCAUUCCAGGAUGCUUAGGCUCCUGGAGUCCACAAGCCUGGAAGGGCCCCCAGGGCAAAUCUCAUCCCCAGUUGUCCAUGUUACUUAGUGUAUUCAUGGAAAUUCCAUAUGUUUUUGGUGUUAGAUAUAUGGUAUUCAGUUUGCAUAGUGUAUACUUCUUUGUAAUCCAGUGCUAUUAAGAAUGCUUUACUUAAAGGAAAGAAAGAAAUCUGCAUUGUAGUCCCAUUCUUCAGUGUCCACACAAAGAAUAGCUGAGCAUCUUAGAAGCAGCAGCGAGUGUGUUACAGGCAUGGCGUGGAACAGUUUGGCCUUUGGCUUGUGAUAAAAGUACAAAAUUGAAUCACUGUGCAGUUUGGCUUUUAUUUACUUUAAAAUGUGUAGAACUGUGGUUGAUUAAUUUGCAAGAUUUUACUAACUUUGAGAACUUACAGUUUUGAAGGAAACAAUGUUUUUAAAAUGAAGGGCCUCACAGAAGAAACAACCCAAUGUUACUAAUAGAAUCUGGCUUUUGUUAUGCAAAUUGUUAACACCAGCUAUUAAAAUAUAUUUUAGUAGAAAUGCUUUAAUUCAUGUUUUUUUCCUCUACACUGUGAAUCUUGAAGCCUCGGUGGACUAGAGCAACAUCAUGCUGCCCAAAGGACUCACCUAUGCAAACUAGUUCACAUGUUAGUAGGUGUCACAGUACCCGGGUAAUAAGGCAUUACUUCCCCUGCGUAACGUGCAGCGGCAUUGAAAUAACACAUUACGCCUAAUAUCAUGUACGUACAGUGUAGUCACUCACAGACCCUUCAAGGCUACCAGAAUCAUUAGUAGUAGUAUUUGUUUAAAGGCAAAUCACUGAAUUAUCUAUUUGAACUACUGACCGAUGUAAUAACAAGAAUGAUGGAUGAAUGUGUCAGCCAUGGCUGCUGUGUGGUCACUGCAGGUGUCCUCCGGGGACAGAACUAUGUUCUCAGAUGCACUUUCUUCAGGGUAUUAUUUUUCUGUGUCUUCUUUCUGUAUUUGUAAAACAUUAGAACGCUUUAAUUUCCUAUCUACAACUUGGUUUGCUUAAAUAAAUGCGGGAUAUAAAAAAUGGUUCCA
Myotis daubentonii (Daubenton's bat) is the source of this 8688-nucleotide messenger RNA. It is a transcript of the gene NEBL, whose product is annotated as nebulette. Gene Ontology annotation, biological process: cardiac muscle thin filament assembly. Gene Ontology annotation, cellular component: focal adhesion; Z disc. The coding region runs from base 625 to 3492 and encodes 955 amino acids. The record is from RefSeq and is a predicted model, not a curated record. The transcript is spliced from 33 exons. Gene Ontology annotation, molecular function: actin filament binding. NCBI's taxonomy places the organism in Eukaryota, Metazoa, Chordata, Mammalia, Chiroptera, Vespertilionidae.